AUGGCCCAAGGCUCUCAAAAGCCCCGGGAAGUCCUGUCCCGGACCAGGCAGGCGCUGCGCCGUCUUUACCACCACCACCACCAACCUCCCGCCCGCCAGUCCCAAGACGUCGCGCCUAGAGAACGCCACACGCCAACGCCCGACAUGUCUGCAGCCGUUCUUAGCCACACGACGCCCGCCGCCCUCCGACCGGGGCCCCUGGGCGAGACCCUCUCGCAGACGUACGAUUGGACCUAUGUUCUUAGUGCUGAGCAGCUCGUGGAAAUUGAUGAGGCUCUGAGGCAUUUUAAAUCGCUCGAUCUACAGCUUGGCCACGUCUCGGCCGAGACCUUCCCGCUCCCAACCCUAAGACUGGAGCUCCGCCGCCUCUCAAACGAGCUCCACAACGGCCACGGCUUCUUCGUCAUCCGCGGCAUCCAAGUCGACAAGCACACGCGCCAAGACAACCUCAUCAUCUACGCCGGCGUCUCCGCCCACAUCGCUGCGAUCCGAGGCCGCCAAGACUCCCUCUACCAGGGCAAGCCCGCCGCCGUCGUGGUCACGCACAUCAAGAACCUCAGCACCCCGGCACUGACGGCCAAGCUCGCCAGCACGUGGCGGGUGUACAACCAGCUCGCCGCCACGAGGCCCGACCUCGUGCGCACGCUCGCCGAGCCCUGGAACGUGGAAAUCUUUGGCAACAAGGGCCGCUGGUUCGUCUCCCGCCCCCUUCUCUACCACCAGCCCGCGUCCGGGUCCGCCCCCGAGCGCGUCGUCUUGCAGUACGCCCGUCGCCAAUUCGUCGGGCCGAGGCGCUCGACGCGCUACACUUUUGGGGAGAAGUUUUGCGUGUCGACGGGGUUCGAAAAGGGGGACAUACAAUACGUCAACAACUUGGCUGUUUUCCACGCGCGGGACGGAUAUCGCGACUCGGAUACGAAACAACGCCACCUGGUGAGGCAUUGGCUGCGCGACCCUGAACAUGCUUGGGUGACCCCGAACCUCUCCAGGAGCGUUGGUCGUUCCUGUCAACCUGCGAUCCCGAACCCGCCAAGUCCCGACCGCCCAGCCAACAAUAUCCAGGCCGCAGGUUCAGGAGGGAUCGAAUCCGCGGGCUUGGCCCGAAUGUCGAGUUUGGUUACGGCGAUGGCGCAAGAGGAACUGCUAGUGACAUUCCAUCUGAAAGCCCGCCUUGGUGGCGGCGGGGGCGGCUCCGCGGAAUCCCAGCCCCGGCACGCCUACCCGGCCGAAGCCACCACUGGCGAGCAGUCCGACUCUGAAGCGUCCGUCCUCCGCGACGGCGAUCUUGCCUACGUCCGCGUCAAGGGCGGCAAUGGAUCGUUGCCAUCGUACCAGGAGGCCGUUGGCGCGCCCGUGGAGGGUUUAUCGCCGCUGGGUUACGAUGUCGGGUGGGCGACCGUCAUCUUCCUCAACGUCAACCAGAUGAUUGGCAGCGGUAUCUUCUCAACGCCGGGCACGAUUUUGAAAAACACCGGAUCGGUGGGCCUCGCCCUCAUCUACUGGGUCAUCGGCUUCAUCAUGGCCGUUGCCGGCUUCGCGACAUACCUCGAAUUCGCCAGCUACUUUCCCAACCGAAGCGGCUCCGAAGUCGUCUAUCUCGAACAGGCGUAUCCGCGCCCCCGCCACUUUUCCCCAUCGCGUUUGCCGUCCAGACCCAUCAGCAUCACAGGUUUCGUCGUUCUCGGAAAGAACGUCGACCAUAUCCCGGACCCGGGCUUGAACUACCGCGACGCCUUUGCCGGCACGACAGACAACGGAAAUGACCUCGCAGGAGCUCUUGUCAACAUUGUCUUCUCCUACUCGGGCUACGCAAACGCCUUCAACGUCGUCAACGAGAUUCAGAGACCCAUCCCCGUCAUCAGGAAGAACGGCAUCAUUUCCGUACUCCUCGUCGCCAUCCUUUAUAUUUUCUGCAACAUCGCAUACUUUGCUGCCGUGCCAAAGGACGAGUUCUCCAAGUCGGCCGAGAUCGCGGCUGCAGUCUUUUUCAAGACCGUCUUCAAGACGCGCGGGGCCGAGAUUGCGCUCAACGUGCUCGUCCUCAUGAGUGCUUUUGGAAACUUGUUGGCCGUCUUGAUCGGGCAUUCGCGGUUGAUUAGGGAGGUUGGCAGACAAGGCGUUCUCCCCUUCACCAAUUUCUGGGUCUCCACCAAGCCCUUCGGCACUCCUCUGGGCCCGUACCUCCUCAAGUGGGGGAUGACUUUCCUCAUGAUCGUCGCGCCCCCGCCGGUGAUGCUUUCCAGUUCGGUAUACCCCGACGCCAUUUUCCACGUCCUGCUCGCGAUCGGCCUCUACGUCGUACGCUACCGCCACAAGCGCGUGGGCCAUACCGAGACCGACUUCCGGGCCUGGGACGUGCUCGUCAUCUUCUUCAUCCUCGUACAGCUCUUUAUCGCUGUGAUGCCGUGGUGGCCGCCAAAGGGCGGCGCGUACGCUGGAGACGUCAGUUUCUGGUACGCCACGUAUUGCGUCGUCGGCAUCGCCAUGUAA
Molecule: messenger RNA, 2490 nt
Organism: Parascedosporium putredinis
Lineage: Eukaryota; Fungi; Ascomycota; Sordariomycetes; Microascales; Microascaceae
Source: the annotation of a GenBank genome assembly